AAAAUAAAACAGGCGGGGUUUUAUAAACCACAGCCAAGAACUUUUGGAAUCAUCGGGAAGGCCAUUUCUGGGUCUGUCAGAUCCAGAAAAUGAUUGAGGGAACGUGCCUGCGGAGGCGAGGUGGACCUUAUAAAACAGAACCAGCUACAGACCUGAGGUGCUGGAGGCUGACUAAUGUGGAGGGCAGGCAGACCUGGAGCUAUGUGGAGGAUCAGGAAACCCCCCACAGACCCCAGAGCAUGCUGGAAGCUCACUCUCUUGGAGUAGACACCAGUAAGUUUGUAUCCAACACUCCAGCUGCUCAAACAGCUUUAGAUGCUGCUAAGAAAGGGAUGACCUUCUACAGACACCUUCAGGCUGAGGAUGGCCACUGGGCUGGAGACUAUGGUGGACCCCUCUUUCUGCUCCCAGGUCUCCUCAUCACCGGUCAUGUAGUAAAAAUUGAUCUGCCAGAGGCCUGGAAAAGGGAGAUGGUGAGAUACCUGCGUUCUGUUCAGCUGCCAGAUGGAGGCUGGGGUUUACAUGUAGAAGAUAAGUCUACUGUGUUUGGAACAACACUGAGCUAUACAUCCCUGAGGAUCCUGGGGGUGGAUCCUGAUGACCCAGAUUUGGUUCGUGCUCGGAACAACCUGCACAGCAAAGGUGGUGCAGUCGGGAUCCCAUCAUGGGGUAAAUUCUGGUUGGCUGUUUUAAACGUCUACAGCUGGGAGGGAAUGAACACAUUAUUACCAGAGAUGUGGCUUCUCCCCACCUGGAUGCCGGCCCAUCCCUCCACCCUGUGGUGUCACUGCCGUCAGGUCUACCUGCCUAUGAGCUACUGUUACGCUGUCAGACUGUCUGCAGAGGAAGACCCCCUAAUUCUCAGCCUCAGACAGGAGCUGUAUGUUGAGGACUAUUCCUCCAUUGACUGGCCUGCUCAGAGGAACAAUGUGUCAUCAUGUGACUUGUACACACCUCACAGCACCCUGCUGAAUGUCGCCUACAUGGUGAUGAAUGUGUAUGAAGCCCACCACAGCACCACACUGAGAGAAAAGGCUGUCAGAGAGCUUUAUGAGCACGUCCAGGCUGACGAUCGCUUCACCAAGUGCAUCAGCAUUGGACCGAUCUCCAAGACUAUCAACAUGCUGGUUCGUUGGCAUGUGGACGGUCCAUCCUCUUCCAUUUUUCAGGAACAUGUGUCCAGGAUCCCAGACUACCUCUGGCUUGGAUUAGAUGGACUAAAAAUGCAGGGGACAAAUGGAUCCCAGCUCUGGGACACAUGUUUUGCUGUUCAGGCUUUUCUUGAGGCCGGAGCUCAGAAUGACUCCAAACUGGCCGAGAGUCUUUGUGACGCCCAUCACUUUCUCAGAGUCACACAGAUUCCUCAAAAUCCUCCUGAAUACCAGAAAUACUACAGGCAGAUGAGCAAGGGAGGUUUCCCCUUCAGCACCAGAGACUGUGGCUGGAUUGUGGCCGACUGCACGGCUGAAGGUCUGAAGUCUGUGAUGCUGCUGGAGGAGCUCUGUCCCUCCAUCAGACAUCACUUUACUCCUGAACGUCUGUAUGAUGCUGUCAAUGUGCUUCUGAGUAUGAGGAACAGAGAUGGUGGAUUUGCUACUUAUGAAACUAAGAGAGGAGGAAAGCUCCUGGAGCUGCUGAACCCCUCUGAGGUGUUUGGUGACAUCAUGAUAGAUUAUACUUAUGUAGAGUGUACAUCAGCUGUGAUGCAGGCUUUGAGGCACUUUCAGAAGAUCCACCCUGAUCAUCAAACUCAGGAGAUAAGGUCCGCUCUGACAGAAGGUCUGGAGUUCUGCAGGAGGAUGCAGAGGCCUGAUGGAUCCUGGGAAGGGUCCUGGGGAGUGUGUUUCACAUAUGGAACAUGGUUUGGCCUUGAAGCCUUCGCGUGCAUGGGUCACACUUAUAAGAACAAGGACGUGCCUGAUGAGGUGCAGAAAGCCUGCCAGUUCCUGCUGGACCGACAGAUGCUGGACGGAGGCUGGGGGGAGGACUUUGAGUCAUGUGAGCAGCGGCGCUACGUCCAGAGCAGCACAGCUCAGAUCCACAACACCUGCUGGGCUUUAUUGGGACUCAUGGCCGUCAGACAUCCUGACCAGCAGGCCGUUGAGAGAGGAGUUCAGUUGUUGAUUGAUAAGCAGCUGCUCAACGGAGACUGGCCACAGGAGAACAUUGCGGGCGUAUUCAACAAGAGCUGUGCCAUCAACUACACCUCCUACAGAAACGUCUUCCCGAUCUGGUCCCUUGGACGUUUCUCAAGGCUUUACCCGAGCAGUCCGCUGACUGGAAAGAUGAAGAUGUGAAUAACUAAAACUUUUUCCUUCCAUGUUGACAGACUAGAGAUGAUCUGCUUAUCAUUUAGACUCAGAAGUUUUUGGAUUCUUCAUCUAAAUCUUUUUUGUAAUUUUGGGUUCUAGAAAAGAAUAUUGUGGCGGCCCUGCCACUGAUAGGCCGGCAAGGCCGCAUUGCACUCUGGGGGGUGGGGGGUAAAUUGGGUUUGUUUAUUCUGCUUGUGGUGUUCUGAGGGUUAUAUUGUUCGGGGUUAUGUUAGUGUGGUUUGUUUCAGUUCGGUGUUCACGCUGUGUUGUUCUUAUCCGGUGCCUGGUGGCACCGUGAGUUAAAUGUAUGCGUGUGUCACAUUAUUGCUCCCCUGUGCCUUGAGUUUUUCCUUAAUUGUGUCCACCUGCCUCUUACCUGAUUACCCAUCCCAUUGUGUGUAUAUAAGCCUUGUGUGUUGCUUCUGGUUUUGUCGGUUCGUACUCGUUACAUGUCAGUUUAUGUUCACAUCUGUCUACCCUGUCGUGUCUGCACUCCUGACCAUUAAAAAGGAACCAAAUGUC
Molecule: messenger RNA, 2834 nt
Organism: Nothobranchius furzeri (turquoise killifish)
Lineage: Eukaryota; Metazoa; Chordata; Actinopteri; Cyprinodontiformes; Nothobranchiidae
Gene: lss
Product: lanosterol synthase (2,3-oxidosqualene-lanosterol cyclase)
Biological process (GO): cholesterol biosynthetic process; triterpenoid biosynthetic process
Cellular component (GO): lipid droplet
Molecular function (GO): lanosterol synthase activity
Source: RefSeq, a predicted model, not a curated record